Symbiodinium pilosum is the source of this 2691-nucleotide messenger RNA. NCBI's taxonomy places the organism in Eukaryota, Dinophyceae, Suessiales, Symbiodiniaceae. The record is from the annotation of a GenBank genome assembly.
AUGGUGUGCCCAGGCAGAACCCUCAGCAAGCUGCGUUUUGUGAAAACUAAGGCCGCGGAUGCCAACCUGCCAUGGCGCCGGGGACGUCUCGUGCUUCUGGGCCAAGGCCGAGCAGGAAAGUCCUCGACAGUCAGGUCCCUGGUUGGGAAGCCCUUUGACAGCUGCCAGGCUUCCACGGUAGGGGUGGAAACUGCAAGCUGUGAAAUCCAGCGUGGCGACGCUGUGGAUUGGCUCAUGCAGGGCCCAACCUCAGAGACAGAAAGCCUGGUGAAGCAACUGCUUGCAGAUGGGGCCGCCGACAACCCUGGGAAGGCUGACCCCCCUGCUGUGAAGGAGACGGCUCUAGAAGAGACUCUUUCUGAAAAGCCUCAAGAGAAUCUCCUAAGCCAGCUGCCGGUGGAUGAGGUCGCACAGAAGUUGGAUCAGGAGAUGAUCAUGAGUCGGAAGUCUGCCGGUCAGCCGGUAACCUUCUCAACCUGGGAUUUUGGCGGGCAAUCAGUCUUCCACAACCUGCAUCACUUAUUCCUCUCCCGCUGCAGCGUAUAUCUCGUGGUGUUCCAGAUGCCCCACAUACUACGUUCGGAGGCGUCCUGCGAAGAGGCGAUUGCGAUGCUGAGAUACUGGCUCAACUCCUUGGCGAUGCAUGCCAAAGGCGCUCCGGUCUUACUGGUUGGCACCCACAAGGACGACAUGCCUAAGGAGUCGGAUCACAAGAAGAUCAGCGAGAUCCUCUGGGAGAAGCUACAAAGCAGACUCGCCGAACAGGUGCAGCCUUUCGCACAAGAGGGCAGGGAGGGCCUGUGGUUCUUCCCAGUAGACAAUACGCUGAGCGGCACGAGGGUGGAUCCGGUUGUGCAAGAGCUGCAGCAUGCCAUAGAAAGUGCCGCCCACGAAGAUGUUAUGAACUAUUUGGAGAAGCCCAUUCCCGUCAGAUGGAGGGGUGUCCUUGAUGUUUUGUUGGCAAAGACAGAAUCGAUCAUCUCGAUGGAUGAGAUGAGAUCGAUUGCGAAGGCACAGGGGUUGCCAGGGUGGCAGCUGCUGGCCAUGCUCGAGGUCUUUCAUGAACUCGGUGUCCUGUUCCAUUUCUCCACUCCGAUGGAGCUGCGGGAGAUUGUCAUCCUGCAGCCGCAGUGGCUGGUGAGUGGCAUUUGCCAGGUCAUCUUUGACUGGACCUUGCAUGAACAGGAGCACCACAAGCAGCUGAAAAUUGAGAUGAAGUCAGCUUAUGAUGCAUGGAGGUACAAGGGAAUUGUGUCCGGACGAUUGCUGGACCGCCUUUGGGAUUAUGGCUACGAGCAGCCGGCACAGAAGUCUUUCUUACUCCGCUUCAUGGAACAAGUUGCUCUGACAUGUGAGGUAGGGCCGGACACCUUCCUGGUUCCCAGCCUCCUGCCACAAGAGGAUAGGUCGUCCAAGUUAUCAGGUAGCACUCACCGAACUUUUUGGCUGGACUUUUCCCCAUCCUUUCUGCCCGACAACUUGUUCAAGCGGCUCAUCUGCUAUGCCGUGCAGAAGUGCAGCGGCCAGACAGAGCCCAUGCUCUACGAGUCCUUUGCCUUGCUCACUUUCGAGGGCCAUGACUUUGGUAUCACUGCCCACCUGGACCACGAUGUGAUCGACGUUGACGUCUUCUCGACUGCUGCUGGGGGAGCUUGGCUGGUUCUGCACUCAAUCAUCAAUCUCGUCGAACAUCUUCGGCUCGACUUCAUGAAAGAUUUGAAGUACGAAGUCCUGCUGUCGGGCACUGACCGCACGAUCAGGGCGAAGAAGGGGGAAGUCGAGCAAGCAAGAGCGCGAGGGCUUGCCAAGUUUCGUCCGAAAGGAACGACCAGGCUUUUGCGGACCGAGGAGUUCGACCCCUUCUUUUCGGCUGACAUGGCUCAGCCGCCCAGUGUGCUUGUGGACUCCCAGUGGCGGCAGCUGAAGAGCGCGUGGCCCUUCCUGGUCAGGCACGAGCACAAAUUUGGAUCGAGCGAACGCACUGCGCUGUACAAAUACCUGCGAGAUCCUGCGCAGUGGGGCAUAUCCUGGUCGGCACUUGAAAGCAUUGAGCAGGAUGCCAAAAAGACGUUUGGCAGCGACUACCAGACCAAGAGCAUGUGGCAUGUUGUGCAGCACAUUGUGAAGCCAAGCUGUGAAGAGCAUGGAGCCCCCAUUGCCUUGGUCCGGAAUGGUUGGCAAGUGUUGCCGGUGCAGGAUUUCAUUACCCACUGUUGGAGGGAGCCCUUCCACGAGUUCAUGGACUCCUUGCGACAUGCCUAUGACGUCGCGAUUGUCAAGCCCCACCUGUUCAUCUGCGCCUUUUCGCUCUUCCAAGGAAAGAAUGAAGACAUAGCAGAAGCGCUGGGGCAAUCGAUUGCGCAAGCUCCUUUCGUAAAAGCCCUUUCAGCUGCGGAGCGCUAUGUGGUGGUAAGAAACCGCAUGGAGGACUUGUACACCCGGGCAUGGUGUCUAGUUGAGUACAUUUAUGCAAAGAAAUUUGGCUUCUACAAGGACAAGGUCCUUGUCACAGGCCCGAACGAAUUUUCAGAGUCAAGAACAACCUGUACCCAGAUCCGAGCAAGUGAUGAGGAAGAUCGGCUCAAGAUCUUCAAGUUCAUUAUGGAUGAGGGAGGUCCAGCGGUGAUUGAUCCGCAGAUCCACGAGUUCCGUGCGUUUGACGCGCGCUUCGGCGGGGUGCACAUGAGCUGA